AAUCUCAUAGUUUGUUCUUGUGGAGGUGCAGCGAAAAGCACAGCAUUGAGGAAUCCCUCUGUUAGCAGCAAUGCCUGCACAGAAGCGCUCUUUGCCCGAGUCUCUUGAGGAUGGGGACACUUCGCAGCACCAUCUCUUCCAUCCUCGUCAUGCCAAGCAGCAGCAGCAGCAACAACAACAGGACCAACCGCAGGAACACGAGGAGGAUGAAGAGGAAGACAACGACGAGGAAGAGGAGGAGGAGGAGGAAGAUGAAGAGGAGGAGCAAGGAGAAGAGGAGGAGGAAGAAGAACGAGAAGAAGAAGAAGAAGAAGAAGAAGAAGAAGAAGAAGAAGGGCCACACCAUAACGACGACAAGGAACAACCACAGGAUUCCGGCGAAACCCCAUCUUCUGACUCUGAUGAAAAACCCGAAUUUGUGUUUGUAGAACUUCUGGAAAUUCGUAAAGAUGUCCAAUGUCCAAUUUGCCUUGGUAUUAUUAAGAAAACAAGAACUGUUAUGGAAUGCUUGCACCGAUUUUGCAGGGAAUGCAUUGACAAAUCAAUGCGACUAGGGAACAAUGAAUGCCCUGCUUGCCGCACACAUUGUGCCAGUCGUCGUUCAUUGAGAGAUGAUCCAAACUAUGACGCCCUUAUUGCGGCCUUAUAUCCAGACAUUGAGAAAUAUGAGGAAGAGGAACUUGAAUUUCGUGAGGAGGAGAAGAACCGCAAUAAGCUGAUUCAAGCUUCGAUAGCAAAAGUAGUUCAACGGCAAUCUGAAGCACUGGUUAAGAGACGUAAAGAUACACCAGGUUUUGUGACAAGAUCACAGCGUAAUCAACGAAACAUUCAGUCCAGGAGACAAAAUCAAGUGACAGAAGGAUCUGAAGAUAAUGAGGAGGAAAAUGACAAUAAUGAAAAAGACUCAUCUUCAGCUGAUGAGAGAUCUACCGAACUCCGACAGAGAAGGCGAAAGAGAUGGACUAGAGUUCGCCCCUCACAGCCCUCAUCAUCAAUGGCAAGUCCUGAUGGUGGAUGCAUAGAAAGUGAUAUGGAUAUAAGUAGAGAAAAUCGAGGAAUUUCAAGGCAGGUGUCAAAACCUAGAAAGCUUACUUGGGGAAGGGGUGGUUUCAGAAGUAACACUCGGCAUGGCAGUGGUGGUGGUAGCAAUAGCAAGAAUUCUCGCAGUAGUCGAUUGUCUAAGUUGGUUGAUCAUCUCCGAAGUUUGGAUGAAAGCACUGAUGAGUUGGAUGUCCAUCUCAUGCUUGUUUCUCUGGACAAACAAAGUACACCAAGUUUACCACAACCACACCUUUGCUGUCGACCGACCUUGUCUGUCAAGCACCUUUGUGAAUAUGUUGCUCGUCAGACACCACUGCCAGUUGAAGCAGUUGAGAUACUUGCAGUGAAAGGAUGCUGCAGUACAAAUUGCAACAAGUCAGCCAAUGAGAAUUCAGCCCUGAUAUAUGAUGAGCUAACAACGCUGGUUAUAGAUCCACACAAAGAUGAACUUGAAGUUUUGCAAGGACACGAGUCUAUGGCAGGGCUUAGAUCUAAAUGCAUUUCUAAAAGGGAGCAUUUGAUUCUGGCGUACAGGCUGAAGGAGACAUCAUAGUCUUGGUUUGACUGGCAGACUUUUGAAUUAGACAAUAUCAUAAGCUUCUUUUAUAUGUACAUAAAAAUUGGCUAGAGUCGAUUUCCUAGUUGCAUCAUUCUCAGUCCCCCCCAAAAAAAAAAAUAUAGCAUACUAAAUUAUAAGAACCCCC
This is a messenger RNA of Abrus precatorius (Indian licorice), 1745 nucleotides long. Its product is annotated as putative E3 ubiquitin-protein ligase RING1a. The record is from RefSeq and is a predicted model, not a curated record. The coding region runs from base 71 to 1594 and encodes 507 amino acids. The transcript is spliced from 10 exons. NCBI's taxonomy places the organism in Eukaryota, Viridiplantae, Streptophyta, Magnoliopsida, Fabales, Fabaceae.